Messenger RNA from Symbiodinium necroappetens, 4275 nucleotides. The record is from the annotation of a GenBank genome assembly. Lineage: Eukaryota; Dinophyceae; Suessiales; Symbiodiniaceae.
AUGCGAGAUCCAGUAGUCGCGCCGGCUGCCAAUCGAACGCUGACUUGCCAGUUCAAUCUCACUGACAAGAACGCGACGGAUUUGGGAUUGCACAAGCAGGACCUCUCGAAAUAUCGAGUAGUGGACCUGUCGCAGAACAAGUUCACUCAUGAGGCACUGCACUACAUCUUGCCAUGCUGCGCGAGAAUCCCAGGAUUGGAGAUCUUGAAGCACAAGAAUCGAAUUGGAGAUCUUGGAGCUGAACAGCUCGCCGACUUCUGCAAAAGAAGUACAACACUUAGAGAGCUGCACCUGUCUCACAACUGCUUCACCGCGCACGGGGCCGUGAUCAUCGUGCAUGCUGCUGAGCGCUCCAGGAGCUUAUGUAGAAGCCCACUGUGGCUUCGCUUGGAAAGGAACGCUGUGGAGCAUCCGGCUGAGGUGGCGGAUGCACUGCAGCAGACGCUCAGCGUUUGCUUUCGCGUAGACAGGACGGCCUGCAACAGCGCGCGCUGCUACAAGAACUGCAAAGUGCAUCUGCCAUACUUCCUCCGGCAGAACACUUUGCAGACAGAUUCAGGUGGGAGUGCAGCUCUCCGUGAGGUCGACGAUUCGAUGUCCGCCCCGGGCUCUCCAAGCAAGAAGCCGGUACGAGAUCUGGAGGAUAGGAUGGGUGCUGCCGGACCGUGGGAUGCACACAUCGAGAACCUUGAAUGCCUCCCAGAACCGAAGCUGCGGUCACUGGGAGCCGGCCGCAUGCUCAAGCGGCGGCUCUCGAAUCGCCAUGUCCCAGGACUUCAGCAAGAAUCAAGUACCGACAAACUGGCGAAUUGGUGCCAGACAGCUUGGGAUGCAGGCAACCCUUGCAAGCGCAGCAACACAAAGACGAAUGACGAGCAGGCUUGCCCAAAGAUGCCUUCCAAGCCAUCUUUUGCGUCGACGGCCGCAGGUGAUCCUUUGAAGUCUCCCACCCUCGGCGCCGAGACAGCCGCGGAACUGCCACCUUUUCCGCCACUGCCACUCAUCCCGAAGCCGCAGCAGACGCCGGAUUCCACGAUGCCUGGCCGGUGCAUGCUGAAGCCGAGGAGGGGCGAUCAGGCCCAAAGCGGGGCGGAAGGCCUCCAGGAGUCCGUGGUGAUGGCCAAGGUUGGUGAGCUCUCAGCAUGGCAUGAAGAGCUGAAGGCUCGAGAGAAAUAUCUACACCUCUGCGAAGACACUGUCCGGGAGCUUCUGCUGUCGGCAAACGCACUGGAUGUUGACAGGGAGAAGUCCGCCAUGCGUCAACUCGAAGCCUGGGCCAACGGCCAGGAUGGCCCCAUGGCGGCACGGUGCAAGCUGCGCGAAGACAGCGAGGAGGGCACCGUCCUAGCGAAGUUUGCGGCCGCGCAGAAUCCGAAGAGGAUCCGCGAGGAUGUGGAAGAAGGAGAUGGGAUCAGGAAGUCGAAGCACAUCAAGCCCAGGGCCCUCAAUGAAAAGGAGGCACCAGAUGAGGUGCCAGGAAAGAAGCAGAGAUUGAACGACGCCGGGACGUCGACGAGAUCUCCUGCCAAGGAGGAACCCAGGCGGGCUGAGACCGGCAGUAAAUGCGUGCUACCCACGGCGUCCCCAGCAAAUCCAAGGAAUGACGAGACUGAUCCCGAGCGCAUGCACCCGAAGUUGUGCUCGAUCAAGUUUCAUGCGUCCGCCUGUGGUCGCCAAGCCCCGGUGCCUAAUGAAGACAGCAUCGUGUUGCCAGUCAAGACCGAAGACGGGCCGCCUCUCACUUCAUUCAGCAGUGGGAAGGCAUGCAAUCUGCAACCGCGUCUCAAGCUUCCGCGCGCUGGCAGCUUGCUGGAGCUUCCAAACGUGCGGCGCCAGAACACGUCGGAGUCGGUGGAGCUCAGCAUUCUCGACCUGCGGCACCUGCGGCCGAUUGCUCAGGUGGAGGCGAAAUUCAUCGUGGCGUAUCGGGAGCCCGACGAAGGUGAUCUGACCGGACGCCUGCUCAUUAUCGAUCAGCAUGCAGCUGCAGAGCGGGCAGGUCUGAUGGAGCUGAGCUUUUGGAGCUGGCUGUGCGGUGACAGCAGUGGUGUUCUGCUGCGUCAGCGAAUCCCAGAAGUUGCCCUGUUCUGCGGCUGUCGCCUGGAGGCCUGGUAUCAGAAUGUGCGAGGCAUGGUAGCAGAACGGCCUCUUGGGUCGGUCUCGUCUCUCUUGGAGCGAUUCAAGGAGAUCUCCGAGGGGCCGGAUCGACCCAUCGCCAUCCUCAGGCACGAGAGCAAGGGAAACCCCAGAGAGGGAAUUCCUGGAGGUACCAUCGUACCUGUCCUUUUAAGCCUGCAGCGCUUCACCGAGAUACUGCGUGAAGUGGUGGAGGGACGGAUCGUGACCCUUCGGAGUGGAAGCUUGUCCGGGGUCUGGACACUGCAGUCCUACGUCGAGCCACGUUAUGGGUUGCGAUUCUUAAGUGUAUACACAUGCGAUGCGCAGCUAGAGGAGAAGCACGAUGCCUUCUCACAGCCUUUCCAGAAAUGCUACACGCUCGAAGGUGUGUCGCCUGAACCUUGGAAGGGCCGCUCCGACAAGUUUCGGCUCGAUGCACCUCAAAUGGAUGCCAUCGAGUCCAAGACCUUGGGAAUAGUGCGCUAUGCGCACCGGUUUCACAAGAUAGACCUCGAAGGGAUCCUCUUAGAGUUCGUUGUUGAUCAAAGUGGCCGACUUGCUGUUCACGCCUGCUGGUCCGCAUCGAUCUGCAACGCCCGGGAAUCUAGGAGGUUCCGAUCUGCAUGGCCCGAAAAGCAAGGGCGAGUGCAGGAAGUGCCACGGACUUUCAACGUGCCGCGCCUCGAGGAAAGCUUCGAGAUGGACUGGGACGAUGCCCUGGACGAGCCACAGGGCUUCGAGGGCGAGAAGGUCUCAGUGGAUGACCCCACGCAGAAUGCCCACGCAGCGGGGAGAGCCCGAAAUUUCCCUGCACUGCUUCUGGAAUUCUGGCAGGGGGAUACCUUCCUCGGAGAAGCUGCCUUCGGCCGGCAAUGCACUGCAUCCAGCUCUGGGCUUCGCAACCUGAACAUCCUGCCCUUAGGUCAUGCACCACCUCUGAGGUCGGAUGGGCGUAAGCUGAUGGCAGAUGCAGCAGGGAAAGCUAUCACAGUGGUGUCCUUAAGGCCAAGUGAAGAAGGCAGAGACCUUCUAACCUUCAAGCUCGGUAGAGCCGAGGGUUUGCCUGUCAUAGACCAUGAGGAGAAGGUCCAAGCUGUCCUGUGGACUUGGCAGAAUCCUGCCUACGUGGCAGUGUGGAGCUCAUCGGAUUCGGAGCCUGUAGAGGAGUUCGUGGAUGGCCGUUGGGCCACCGUCCAUGUUUGGAAUGGAGAGUCGGUCGACCUUGCGCUGCCUCCUGAGACCACUGCCGACGACACCUCAUCGUCCAAGGCACCGCGAAACUCUCCCAGGCCUUCGUCUGCAAGGCAGUCGCCAACAUCUCAGCACACCGUAGAUGAGGCCGUGCGGUCUUAUGACCACGUCUGUGGUGCAGAGCUGGCAGCCCACUGGGGGAUGAGCGAGGACGGGAUGCGAGGUCACCUGCUGGCAUCACAGAUUUGGCAGCGCAUGAAGCUGGACCGGAGCAAUCGCUCUGGCUUGGUUAAGCGUUUGGCUCAGCAAGUCGUGAGCUUCCACAACCUGCAGCGGCAAUGGGAGCUCUAUCUCGAAACUGCCCAUCACAAACAGAGGGAAGCAGAGAAGAACUUUGCGAUUGAAGAGAAGGCCCUGCAGGAUGCAAUGGCCAGGCGCGACGAGGUCAUUCAGUAUCACAAACAGCGAAUGGUCGCUGCAUGCCGAAGGCUGUACACCGAGUGCGACGAGUAUCGAGAACGCGAGAGUGCCGAAGCCAUAGCGCUGGCUGAAUCUCAGCAAAGGGUCCAGGAGCAGCGAGAACGACUAGCUGACCUCACGGACAAGAGCGACCAUUUUUCAGAGUCACUGAAACAGGUGAGAGGCAAAGUGGAUGCACUGCUGGCGGAAGAUGUUCGUUUGCGACAGAAGCUCGAUGAGAUACGAGCACAGCACUUGGCAUCCCACCAUGCUUGCAUGAGGACAGUAUCAGACGAUCUCGCGGAUCUUGCUACAAUUAAAGCUGAUCUGAUGCGUAAACAGCGGGCGGCACGGAAUGAGCACAAGCACAUCUUAAAGAUGGAAGACUUCGUUCGACGGGUCGCCAAUCAAGACACAAAAUCCCUACGAACAGGUGGGGGCUUCGUGUUGAAUAGCAUGGCAAAGACCGAAGCGCAAUUGCUAGUGCAAGAAUUGUUCUUGGAGUGA